AUGUACUUCUCCGUCCUCAUCAAAGCCCUCGUGGCAACCGCUUUCUUGCUCCACACUUCUUUCGCUGCAGCGGUUCCCACAGCAGAGCUCAUCGAGACCCGUGCUUCAUCUUCUUGCUCCAAUAAUCCUGCAAACCGAGCCUGCUGGGCGAGUGGCUUCAACAUAGCAAAUGACUUCGACAAGACAUUCCCAUCGACCGGAAACACCGUCUACUACAACCUCGAGCUGACGAACGGGACCUGCAAUCCAGACGGCCAUGGACCGAGACAGUGUCUGUUAUUUAACGGACAGUAUCCUGGGCCGGUCAUUCGAGCAACUUGGGGAGAUCAGCUUCUCAUUACCGUCAAGAACUCGUUGCAAGACAACGGUACGACGGUCCACUGGCACGGUGUUCGUCAAUAUCAUUCCACCGGCAUGGACGGAGUCAACGGUGUGACUGAAUGCCCACUUGCUCCAGGGACCUCGAGAACAUACAGCUUUCAGGUGACCCAGCACGGCACCUCCUGGUAUCAUGCUCAUUUCUCCGCGCAGUAUGGCGACGGCGUAGUCGGCACGAUGAUCUUCGACGGACCUGCCACAUCCAACUACGACGUUGAUCUCGGAACCUAUCCUUUGUCAGACUGGUUCUACAUGACGGCGUAUCAGAUCAACGCCAUCACGAGCCAGAAUCUGCAGAAGCUUCAAGGACCGCCUUCUGCCGACAACUUGCUGAUCAACGGGACCAACGUAAACGCCAACGGCGGAGGCAGCUAUAGCCGUACGGUCGUUCAAUCCGGCAAGGCGUAUCGUCUCCGACUGAUCAACAUCGCUGUCGACAAUUACAUUCAGGUGUCUCUGGAUGGCCACCCAUUCUCGGUUAUCUCGACAGACUUCGUGCCCAUCAAACCUUUCACUGCCAACUGGCUGCUGCUGGGGAUCGGCCAGCGGUACGAUGUAAUCAUUACGGCUAAUCAGACUGCUGACAAUUAUUGGUUCCGUGCAAACGUCGCGCGAGCAUGUCUGAGCGACAAGAAAGGGUUCGGACGCGCGGUAUGGAGUUACUCGACCGUCACUUCGGCUACUCCGUCGAGUAGUCCUCUCCCUGGCGAGCCCCAGAGCUGUAUUGAGCCAGGGCCCUUGACUCCUUUCUGGUACCAACCCGUUCCGUCCGGUUCUUUCCAGUCGUCCGUCAACUCCUUCGGCAAUACCAGCUACCCUGACAGCAUGGCCGUUCUGCCGACUGCUCCUCAAGGGCAGUGGAAUUAUUGGCUGAUCCAGCAGCCAUCCAAUUUUCCCCUUAUCGCCCAUCCUAUCCAUUUGCAUGGCCAUGACUUCUACGUCCUUGGCCAAGGAACUUCACAAUACAGCAGCUCUUCCGCCAGCCUGAACUUCGACACUCCUCCUCGUCGUGACACUGCAACGUUACACGGCGGCGGUUGGCUAGCACUGGCUUUUCUUUCGGACAACCCAGGAGCCUGGAUGAUGCAUUGCCACAUCGCCUGGCACGUGUCAUCAGGUCUUGGUGCUCAAUUUGUCGAGGCUCCGAAUCAGAUCGUUCUGCCGGAUAGGUUCGCGUUCGAUCAGGAGUGUAGGAACUGGAAGAAUUACGCGACGCACGCGUAUUAUCAAAAGGAGGAUUCGGGGUUGUAG
Zasmidium cellare ATCC 36951 is the source of this 1629-nucleotide messenger RNA. RefSeq names its product multicopper oxidase. Gene Ontology annotation, molecular function: oxidoreductase activity; copper ion binding. Bases 1 to 1629 code for a protein of 542 amino acids. NCBI's taxonomy places the organism in Eukaryota, Fungi, Ascomycota, Dothideomycetes, Mycosphaerellales, Mycosphaerellaceae. The transcript is spliced from 6 exons. The record is from RefSeq and is a predicted model, not a curated record.